Penaeus vannamei (Pacific white shrimp) is the source of this 358-nucleotide messenger RNA. RefSeq lists its product as uncharacterized. The record is from RefSeq and is a predicted model, not a curated record. Lineage: Eukaryota; Metazoa; Arthropoda; Malacostraca; Decapoda; Penaeidae.
CUUGGCCGCCACCAAAGACGCAAGGGAAGAUGGCGUACACGCUGACCUUGCUCGUGGGAACGCUCCUGCUUCAAGGGGCAAUGGCUUCUCCUGUGCUGUUCCACUGGUUCAACCUCCCCUCACCGGCUGUCUGCUGCAGGAGGAAGCUGGCCAACUGCUGUCCACUCAUCAACUUGCCAGCUGAGCACGUCGUGAAGCGCCCGUGGCCGCUGUUCACCAACGACGGCCUGACGCCCGAGGAGAUCGAGGAGCGCAACCUGGAGCGCCGCGCCCGUCGAGAGCGCCACAAGGACCGCCAGAGGGACAGGGACUCGAGGAGACAAAAUUCGUAGCCGAAGAGCGUCCCAUUCUCCGUCUC